AUGAAAGAUAAACGAUGUGAAAAAAGCAAUCGGAAUAAAUGUAAAGCUAAACAAAAUGAAAGUUUAUCAAAAGAGAAGAAAUGCGACGAAUUGGCGCAAUUGCGCAACAAUACCGUAACUCAACGGCAAAUGGAUAACAAUAUCGGCGAAAACAUUAGUGUGCAGGGAAUUCAAGGAGCUCCAAAUGCUACCGGAUCAACUUCUAACCGACAGCCGACAAAUUUGGAUAUUCAGCGCACAACCAGAAAUUCAUCUUCUCUGGCUAUUGCUCCAAUUGCUUUAAUUUCAAAUCCUCCAGUGAUUUCAAAUGCUUUAGGUGCUAUGACUUCAAAUAACAUGCAACGAAUUCUUAGAAUAGUUCGACAUGUUCCAAGCAAUCAAGAACAGGAACGUUUCAUUAGAGAUAUAUCCGGAGAUGAGGCAGCGGAAGGUCAUUUAAAUGGACAGAUUGCUAUUGCAGUUCCAGAUUGCAGAGAGAGAUUAAAUGCUAAUCGGAGUAGACCAGAUAGAUUUCGAACUCCUUUGCAAUCAUCGAAAUUAUAUUUUAAACACUGCAGUGAUCUUCUGAUGGCACCAAAGAAGCGCCGUUGUCCUCCGUAUUGCAAACUGACAAAAGCCGCAGCGCCAUUCAUAUUAAGACUACCAUAA
Messenger RNA from Cercopithifilaria johnstoni, 648 nucleotides. The record is from the annotation of a GenBank genome assembly. NCBI's taxonomy places the organism in Eukaryota, Metazoa, Nematoda, Chromadorea, Rhabditida, Onchocercidae.